Chironomus riparius is the source of this 1367-nucleotide messenger RNA. The record is from the annotation of a GenBank genome assembly. Lineage: Eukaryota; Metazoa; Arthropoda; Insecta; Diptera; Chironomidae.
CAACAUUCACAAGUUUUUAACGCGAAUAAGGCAGAUGGUUUUAAAGUUCCUUUUUUUAAUUGUAACAGUUGGCUAUUAUGCCAACGUGGAAAGUGGUCAUGUUCCGGGACGAGAAGGAAAAUGUGAAUUCAUAAAUGAAUCAAAUUCAAUGUUGGGUAAUGUUUACUCAUGCAAGAUUAAAAAUGCAGUUUUACAUAAAGAUGAAAAGUUUACAAUAACGGGACCUCAUCCGUCAAAAGGAAGAAGAGAUAUGGGAGUGAAAUUUGUUGAGUUUUCAUCGUCAAACAUAUCCCGCAUUCCAAAUCAAGUGUUCCGUAAAUUUCCCAAUUUGGAAUAUUUGAGCAUGAAUGGUGUUGGAUUGAGAAUUUUCAAUGAAUUGCCGCAUGCAACAGAGCUCAAAGUUCUACUUGCAAAUAAUAACCAAAUAACGAAGUUUGAUGCCAACACAUUCGAAUAUGCAAAAGCAUUGAUGAUUUUGAGUUUCCGUAAGAAUCAAAUCAGCACAAUUGAUGCGAAAACGUUCAUCAACCUCAGCCAUUUAGAAGAUUUAUAUUUGUCGGACAAUAAAAUUGCUGCACUUCAUAUGAACACUUUCAAUCCACUCAUCAGUUUACAAAUUCUGUCACUGUCUGGUAAUCAACUUCAAUCAAUUGAUUUGGAACUAUUCCAAUCGAAUCGUCAGUUACGAGAAGUUUUACUUUAUGAUAAUAAACUCAAAGCUAUACAUCCACAAGCGUUCAGUAAUAUGGAAAGUUUAUUCAAUCUCGAGUUACACGGCAACGAAUGCAUCGACAUAGAUUCCAGAAUUGACGAGGACGAUUUUCAAGAAAAAAUUAACAACGAUCUGAAAAGUUGCUUCGAGAAAUAUCCAGCAAAAGAAUAAAAAAAAAACUUUUUCAUUUCGUUCGUGUCGGUUCUGCAUAUUCCUUCAAUACUUUAUUAUUAAAUCUACCAUCAGUUUUGUAAAAUUUCUAUAUCCUAUAUACAUACAUACAAUUGCUACAAACUACAAGAUACAUUGGUUUGUCAGAGUUGGAAUCUAGAUAGAGUAUGCUGUGGUGUCGCAGGAUACUAGAAUCCAGGGUAUCGCCGGUUAGAGUUGCUAGCACGCGAGUUCUAUUCCUAAUAGAGAGAUCUUUGACUUCAUCAUUACUAAGACUCACGACAUUUCAUCUAGGAAGUUUAUUGCAUAUAUAUGACACUGUGUGAUUAGUCUUGUGGCAGAAAAAGUUAUUAUCUAGAUUGUGAGUCGGUGUCUUAGAAGUUAACAUUUGAUUAUCCUAAUGUAGCAACCCUUACCCGAAUAAAGUCCUGAUAUAAUCCUUAGAUAAAUUUUUAGAAACCCAAUAGCUGCAAGUAUCAGAAAA